AUGGCGGUCGGGAACGGCCUCGGGGCGAAGGGAGCGGAGCCGCCGGAGCCGCUGGAGCUGCUGGAGCUGUGCGGAGCCUGCCGGGAGCGCCUGAGCCCCCAGCGGGAGCCGCGCUUGCUGCCCUGCCUGCACUCCGUGUGCCGGGACUGCCUCGGGGCCACGCCGGGAGCCGCCGGCAGCGACGGGCACGUGUUCGAGUGCCCCGUGUGCCACCAGCAGUGUCCCCUCGGUGACAUCAUGGAGAACUUCUUCCUGCAGGACGGUGGGGCUGGCACAGCCCUGGGCCAGGGCAGCGGGCAGCGUGUCCCUUGUCCCCAGACCUGCACCAACUGUGAGGACAACGCAGCAGCCACCAGCUUCUGCCUGGAGUGCGCGGAGCCGCUGUGUGACACCUGCGUGGAGGCCCACCAGAGGGUCAGGUACACCCGGGACCACAGCGUGCAGGCCUUGGGUGAGUCCCUGUCGCCCCCUGUCACCUCCUUGUCUCCGGGGCCGUGUCCGGGGCCGGGCCGUGUCCCGGGGCCGUGCCCGGCUCACCCCGCGGAGCCGCUCUCGCUCUUCUGCAGCACCUGUGACAGCCUCACCUGCCGGGCCUGUCACCUGGGCAGCCACCGGCACCACCCCUCGUUACGGGCGGGUGCUGAAGCACAGAGGGUGACCGAGGGCCGUCAGGAGCGCCUGGAGCGGCAGCACCGCGCGCUGAGCCGGGCGCAGCGGCAGCAGGAGCACGUCCUGCGCUUCGCAGCCCGGGCCCUCGACAGCCCCCACGGCACCGCCCUGCUGCUCUCCAGGAGGCUGAUCCACUCCCAGCUGCUCCGGGCUCUCCGUGUCACCGUGGAGCCCCUGGAGCCCCAGGGGGACCUGAAAUUCCAGUGGGACCUGCAGGCCUGGACCAAGAGUGCCGAGAGCUUCGGCACCAUCAUUUCGGAGCAUCCCCUCCCCCCCUCGCUGAGCCCCCCGCCCUUGCUGAGCCACCCCACGGCCGGCGCCCAGGACCCCUCCCCCGCCAGCCAGGUACUGAGGAAACCCAGGAGUUCCCCCAAGGAGGAGAAGUUCGUUAAGAAGCUGCUCAUUAAGAGGAGGGGUCCCCCCGGGGCCCAGGACAGUCCCCGGCUGCCCAAGGUGCCUCGGGUGAGCCUGGAGCGCCUGGAGCUGGACCUGGAGCUGGACCCGGCCCAGCCGCCCGUGUUCCGAAUCUUCCCGGGGCCCUCGGCCGAGGAGUUCAGCGUCAUCGUCAUCGAGCAGGGGACAGCGGGGACAGCGGGGACAGCGGAGGAGCAGCAGGAGUCUCCCAUUGGGGACACCGGGGACACCAAGCCCGUGGGGCUGCUGCCGCCUGCCCCGGGGGAGCCGGGCCCUGCCCUGGGCUCCUCCCCCGGCCCGGGGGUCCCGCUGGCCCCGGGGGGGCUCCCGGGGGUCCCGCCGGGGGUCCCGGGGGUCUCGUGCUGCCGCGUGUGCGGCCAGGCCGGGGCCGUGGUGAUGUGUGACCGCUGCCAGCGCUGCUUCCACCUGCACUGCCACCUGCCCGCCCUGCAGGACGUGCCCAGGUGCCAGGAGCUGCCCCCUCCCAGCCUGGACGGGGAUCAGGGCCCCCCCCUCAAACUGAGCCCCCAGGACCAGCAGAGGUGCGAGUUCGUGCUGCUGGAGCUGCUGUGCCACGAGCCCUGCCGGCCCCUGCAGCGCCUCUCCAGCUCCCCGGACGGCCGCGACGCCAUCGACCUGACGCUGAUGCGGGCGCGGCUGCAGGAGAAGCUGAGCCCCCACUACCGCAGCCCGCAGGAGUUUGCCCGCGAUGGUUGGCAGCUGCUGCGCCAGUUCCACCGCCUCACCGAGGACAAGGCGGAUGUGCAAUCCAUCCUGGAGCUGCAGCGAUUCCUCGAGAGCCGCCUCAGCGCCGUCUUCGGGGACCAGAAGUUCUCCAGGCUCCUGCUGGAUCCCGAGGAUGCCCUGGAGAUGUUCCCAGGGUCCUGAUCUCCCUUUCCUGGGGGGGUUGAAACCCCCUGUCAGGAUCCCAGU
Messenger RNA from Sturnus vulgaris (Common starling), 2016 nucleotides. The record is from RefSeq and is a predicted model, not a curated record. NCBI's taxonomy places the organism in Eukaryota, Metazoa, Chordata, Aves, Passeriformes, Sturnidae.